ACUCUCUGAGACCGGCAGACAUUAAGCUCGUGGCUGCCAUCGGCAACCCAGAAACUCCUCCAGCCCCGAGCUCUGGCAUGGUCAACAUGGGGAACCCUCAAAGCAUGGAGAGCAAACCACAGAAUGUGUGCAUGGGAAUCAUGACAGCCCUUUCAGAUAUCAUCAGGCAUUUCAACCCUUCUGUCCUGAUGCCCGUGUGUUCUCCGGGGAAGGGCACUGCAGCCCACACUACUGCCGAAGACUUGUGGAUUCAGGCUAAAGAGCUGGUGAGGCAACUGAAGGACACCCCGCAACUUGACUUUGAGAAGGAUUGGAAACUCAUCACUGUGUUCUUCAGUAACACAAGCCAGUGCCACCUGUGUCCCUCUACUCAGCAGAAAAGGCUCUUGGCGAGGCACAUGGAGAUGCUGUGGGGGGUGCUGGAUUACCUGCAUCGUGGGGUCCCCAGAACAUUUGUGAAUUUGGUGGAUCUCUCUGAGGUUUUGGCCAUGGCUCUUCAGCAUCAAGAGACUGGCUUCAGCCCAGCACCAGAGGUUUGCAAAUGCUCAGAGGGGACAACGACAUUAUCCAAGGCUGUCAUGCAGUGGUCCUAUCAGAAAGCCUGGGAGGAUCUCCUGGCCUCCAGCAAGUUCAACAAGCGUGAGUCCUUCGCUGUAGUUUUCCAGCCAUUCUUCUCUGAGAUAGAACCACCCUUGGGAAAGUCCUCACCCCAGGAUCCCACCACACUCGCCCUCAAGAUCUGGAAUAGCAUGAUGGAACCAGUGGGUCGAAAGGAUGAGUCACUCAGUUCCGCAGAGAGAAAGACAAUGAAAUGUCCCUCUCAGGAGAGCCCCUAUCUGUUCACCUACAAAAAUAGCAACUACCAGGCCAGUCAUCUGAAGCUGAAACCCAUAACAAGGGCUCAGUUAAAAGAAGGAUCAGAAUUCAGCUGUCCUGACAAGAGCCCCUCAGACUCGGUCCCCACAACAGUUCACAGGCUGAGGCCAGCUGAUAUCAAGGUCAUUGGAGCAAUGGGUGACUCGCUCACGGCAGGCAACGGGGCUGGAUCCCUCCCUCAGGCCAUCUUCGAUGUCUUAACUGAAUACCGAGGCCUGUCCUGGAGUGUGGGCGGAAAUGAGGACAUCAAAACCGUGACCACCCUACCCAACAUCCUCCGGGAAUUCAACCCUUCCUUGAAGGGCUUCUCUGUCGGCACUGGGAAAGAAACCUCUGCCGGAGCGUUCUUCAACCAGGCCGUAGCAGGAGCCAAAUCUGAUGGCUUAGUUGCCCAGGCCAACAAGCUGGUGAGCCUGAUGAAGGCAGACAAGACAAUAAACUUUCAGGAAGACUGGAAGAUAAUCACUGUGUUUAUAGGAGGCAAUGAUCUUUGUGCUUCCUGCCAAGAUACGGCUAGGUUUUCUCCCCAAAAUUUCGUAGACAACAUCAAGAACGCCCUGGACAUCCUUCAUGCAGAGGUUCCCCGGGCCUUCGUGAACAUGGUAAAGGUGCUUGAGAUCAUCCCCUUGAGAGAACUGUACACGGACAGUACGGUCAGCUGCCCACGGUUCAUCCUCAGGCAACUGUGUCCUUGUGUCCUGACCGCUGAUGAUAACUCAGCAGAACUCGCCAGCAUUAUUGAAAGGAACAGGCAGUACCAGAAAGAAACUGAAAAACUGAUUGAGAGCGGACGCUAUGACACCAAGAAUGAUUUCACUGUGGUUCUCCAGCCCUUCUUUGAAAAUAUGACCAUGCCACGGACCCCGGACGGCAAGCCCGACACAUCUUUCUUUGCCCCUGACUGUUUCCACUUUCAUGCCAAGACUCACGGCCGCUCAGCCGUUGCCCUCUGGAAGAACAUGCUGGAACGUGUGGGCCACAAGACAAGAUAUCAGAAUUUUGAAAUCAAGGCCCCUAUCAUGUGUCCGAACCAGGCCUCGCCAUUUCUGAGCACCACCAAGAACAGCAACCUGGGUUAUGGAACCUGGAUGUUUUGUGAGGAGAAAGCCCCCUCUGCCACACCACCAACCUCAGUGCAUGCCCUGAGACCUGCAGACAUCCAAGUUGUGGCAGCUCUGGGAGACUCUCUGACUGCUGGCAAUGGAAUCGGCUCCCAAGAAGGUAACCUCAACGACGUCUCCACACAGUAUCGAGGACUGUCCUUUAGUGCUGGUGGGGACAAGUCCCUAGAGACCGUGACCACCUUGCCCAAUAUCCUACGGGAAUUUAAUAGAAAUCUUACAGGCUACUCAGUAGGAACCGGUGAUGCAAGUUCUACAAGCGCGUUCCUUAACCAGGCCGUCCCUGGGGCGAAGGCUGAGAACCUGGCAAGCCAAGUCAAGACUCUGAUUCAGAAGAUGAAGAAUGACAGCAGAGUGAACUUCCACCGAGACUGGAAGGUCAUCACGGUGAUGAUCGGGGCCACUGACUUGUGUGACUUCUGCAAGGAUUCGAACCGUUACUCUGCAGCCAAUUUUUUUGACCAUCUCCGCAACGCCUUGGACAUCCUGCAUAAGGAGGUACCCAGAGCCCUGGUCAACCUCGUGGACUUCGUGAACCCCAGUAUCAUUUGGGAAGUGUUCCAGAAGAACCCAGCCAAGUGCCCGGUGAAUCAGGCCAGGUAG
This is a messenger RNA of Apodemus sylvaticus (European woodmouse), 2600 nucleotides long. RefSeq names its product phospholipase B1, membrane-associated-like. Gene Ontology annotation, biological process: phospholipid metabolic process. The coding region runs from base 78 to 2600 and encodes 840 amino acids. The transcript has 36 exons. Gene Ontology annotation, molecular function: A2-type glycerophospholipase activity; phosphatidylcholine lysophospholipase A1 activity; retinyl-palmitate esterase activity. NCBI's taxonomy places the organism in Eukaryota, Metazoa, Chordata, Mammalia, Rodentia, Muridae. Gene Ontology annotation, cellular component: brush border membrane. The record is from RefSeq and is a predicted model, not a curated record.